AUGCGUUACUCUGGAGUUACUGCUCUGGCCUUGGCCAGCGGUGUUGCAGCCCACACCCGUAUGUACGGUGCCUGGAUCAACGGUGUCGACCAGGGUGAUGGACGUAGCGUCUACAUCCGAACCCCCCCGAACAACAACCCCGUCAAGGACCUGAAGUCGGCCGACCUUGCUUGCAACGUUGCCGGAAGCACUGCCGUCAAGGAGUUCCUGCCCAUUGCCGCCGGCGAUGAGGUCGAAUUCGAGUGGUUCCAUGACAACAGGAACGACGACAUCAUUGCCGCCUCCCACAAGGGCCCGAUCAUCACCUACAUCGCCCCUUACACCGACGGCAUGGAUGGCACUGGCUCCAUCUGGACUAAGAUUGACGAGGAGGGCUACGACUCUGCUUCUUCCUCGUGGGCUGUUGACAAGCUGAUCACCAACGGCGGCAAGAAGGCGUUCACCGUCCCAUCUGCACUGGCCGCUGGCAAGUACAUGAUCCGCCAGGAGAUCAUCGGCCUCCACGAGGGCGACACGGCCUACAGCGCAAACUCGGCCCGUGGUGCCCAGUUCUACCCUUCUUGCGUGCAAGUUGAGAUCACUGGCUCUGGCUCUGCCACCCCCAGUGAGAACUUCGCCCUCCCCGGCGGCUACACCGACAGCGACCCCGGUGUUGUCUUCAACCUCUACGGUUCUUUCACUUCCUACACCAUUCCCGGCCCUAAGGUUUGGGAUGCUGCCAGCGCCGGUUCCGGCUCCAGCUCCGCUCCUACCUCCGCUGCCGCCACUGCGUCGGCUACCAAGGUUGCCUCCAGCUCUGCUGCCGCUACCCCGACCACCCUGGCCACCUCGGUCAAGCCUACCACCACCGGUGCCGCUUCCGCCAGCACAACCGCCGCUGCUGCCACCUCUGCCCCGGCUUCGCCUACCAAGAAGCCUUGCCUCAAGAAGAAGCGCCGCUCUGUCCGCAACUAA
Molecule: messenger RNA, 954 nt
Organism: Neoarthrinium moseri
Lineage: Eukaryota; Fungi; Ascomycota; Sordariomycetes; Amphisphaeriales; Apiosporaceae
Exons: 1
Coding region: 1-954 (317 amino acids)
Source: RefSeq, a predicted model, not a curated record